AUGAUAGUGCCUCUUCAUUCGUUACUGCUGCUCCCCGCUCUCCUGGCUGCGUUCGUGCUCGCGGAGAAGCCUCCGUUGAGCUACAGAUACGCAGACACUCUACGCGACGCGCUGAGCAGAGAUCCACGCCCCAUUGUCCACCACGAAGACAAUGUAUGGGAUGUCAACCGUGACGAUGAAACAGGGUUUUUGCUAGGUAUGGGCAAUGAAAAUGUAGCCAAGGAUCUGGGCAGUGUCACGCUGACUGCGACACCGCCGCUACUGAGGGACGGAGAGGAUCUGGUUAUCUCUUGGAACGGAGUGAAGCGUCCGCAUCAGACGGACUUUGUGGGUCUCAGCUGUGGCCCCAAGGCCCACGACAAGGACUUCCUGGUCAAAAUUGGCAUCACGGAGGCCAAUGGACCAGGAGCCGAUGGCCCCGAGCUGCCCAACUCUAUCCGCUUUUCGUCGCUGUACAUGAUGCGCUGCAACUACACUGUCGAGUAUUUCAACUUCCAGCCUAAAGGCAACGUCUUCACACCCCUUGCCAAGCUGGAGGUGGGUAUGGUUGAAGCUUUCACUGCUCCAAAGCAUGGACAUAUUGCCUUGACUGAGAACGUCGAUGAGAUGUCAGUGAUGUUCAACUCGGCCUCCCGCGAGACGCCAGUGGUCAAGUAUGGCCUCGAUCCUGCGGCUUUGAACAAACGUGCUGAGGGUAAGUCCAAGACGUACACAGCUGCGCACUUGUGCAAUCGUCCAGCGAACCUCUCUAGCCAGCAAUGGUUCCGUGAUCCGGGUAACAUGCACACAGUCAUCUUGAAAGGCAUGAAAUUGGGAACGCGAUACUUUUACAAGUUUGGUAGUGACAAGGACGGCUGGAGUUCAGUCUAUUCGUUUGUGAGCCGCCCGGAUGAGUCUGUCAAGAGCGCAAAGUUCAUUGCAUACGCUGAUAUGGGCGUCGAUCCUGCACCUGCUGCGACGUCUACUGCUGUGCGUUCAUAUCAAGACGUGAUGGAUGGCUACGACAGCUUCCUUUUGCACUUUGGAGACAUCAGCUACGCCCGAGGCCACGCACACAUGUGGGACGAGUUCUUUCACGUGAUUGAGCCCUACGCUACCAGAGUUCCAUACAUGGUUAGCAUAGGCAACCACGAGUAUGACUACGUGACUGGUGGUGCUAAUGAUCCUAGCGGAGCUGUAGGCGAGGAUGGCAGAAUGGACUUCCAUCCGGACUGGGCCAACUAUGGAGAAGACUCGUCAGGUGAAUGCUCGGUGCCGAUGUUCUACCGCUGGGAUGCUCCUGCUAACGGCAACGAUAUCUACUGGUACUCGUUCGACUACGGUGGCAUCCACGUCAUCCAGAUUUCAUCAGAGCAUGAUUGGCGUCGUGGAUCGAAGCAGUACAAGUGGUUGGAAAACGACUUGAAGAAUGUGGAUCGGAAGAAGACACCGUGGGUCGUUCUAACGUCGCACCGGAUGAUGUAUACAACACAGCUUGGCGAGGAAGCCGACUACAGAGUGGCUCAGCACUUUCGCGACGAAGUGGAGGACUUACUUUGGACGCAUAAAGUGAACUUGAUGCUUGUGGGUCACCAGCACUCGUACGAGCGCAGCUGUGCUGUGCGUAAUGGGAAGUGCACUGAAGACGGUAAGGGACUCGUCCACAUUGUGAUUGGAUCUGCAGGCGCUGGUUUGGAAAAGCAAGGCUUCUCUAACAAACUCGGCGAGUGGAGUGUGAGCCACCUGAACGACUGGGGUUACUUGCGCAUUGACUCGACCGAAGAAUCCAUGAGCGUGCAGUUCAUCCUGAACCGCAACGGCAUAGUGUACGAUGAAGUCACUUUGACUCCGUGGAACUAG
Molecule: messenger RNA, 1839 nt
Organism: Phytophthora nicotianae INRA-310
Lineage: Eukaryota; Oomycota; Peronosporomycetes; Peronosporales; Peronosporaceae
Exons: 1
Coding region: 1-1839 (612 amino acids)
Molecular function (GO): acid phosphatase activity; metal ion binding
Source: RefSeq, a predicted model, not a curated record